AUGCAUCAUGAUUGCUCUCCUCCUGUUGUUCAUCGAGACAUAUCAAGCAACAAUAUUUUGCUCGAUGAGGAAUAUGUGGCUCAUGUUUCAGAUUUCGGCACUGCUAAGCUGCUGAAGAUAGACUCAUCCAAUUGGACUGAACUUGUUGGCACAUAUGGAUACAUUGCACCAGAGCUGGCUUAUACGAGGAAAGUUACAGAAAAAUGUGAUGUGUAUAGCUUUGGAGUGUUAGCAGUGGAAGUGAUUAAAGGAAAGCAUCCUGGCGAUAUCAUCACCUCUCUAUCGUCUCAUUUAACAAAUGAAAGCACGCUGGUGAAAGAUAUUCUGGACCAACGACUUCCACUUCCUCCUUCUGAAGUUGAGGAACAAGUGAUGACCAUUGUAAAGCUAGCAACUGCUUGCUUACAUGUCAAUCCACAAUCUAGGCCAUCCAUGCACAAGAUUUCUCAGAUGUUAGAUCAGUUCUACAGCCCUUUACAGUGUUAA
Mangifera indica (mango) is the source of this 486-nucleotide messenger RNA. RefSeq names its product MDIS1-interacting receptor like kinase 2-like. Gene Ontology annotation, biological process: protein phosphorylation. Bases 1 to 486 code for a protein of 161 amino acids. Gene Ontology annotation, molecular function: protein kinase activity; ATP binding. The record is from RefSeq and is a predicted model, not a curated record. The transcript is spliced from 2 exons. Lineage: Eukaryota; Viridiplantae; Streptophyta; Magnoliopsida; Sapindales; Anacardiaceae.